AAGGAAGUGACCGAGUAGCCAUCAGACUGCUGUCAAGAUGGCACCGAGUGGGCUGAAAGCGGUAGUUGGAGAAAAAAUCCUAAAUGGGGUCAUCAAGAGUGUGAAGAAGGAUGGAGAAUGGAAGGUUCUUAUUGUGGAUCACAUGAGCAUGCGGAUUCUGUCCUCUUGCUGCAAGAUGUCUGACAUUUUGGCAGAGGGGGUCACCAUUGUGGAGGACAUCAACAAACGCAGGGAGCCCAUCUCCAGUUUGGAGGCCAUUUAUUUGAUUUCACCUGUGGAGAAGUCGGUCCGUGCCCUCAUUAACGACUUCAAAGACUCGACCUUCACUUACAAAGCGGCACACAUCUUCUUCACUGAUACUUGUCCAGAUGGUCUCUUUGCUGAAAUUGGGAGAUCCAGAAUUGCCAAGGUCAUCAAGACUUUAAAAGAGAUCAAUGUCGCUUUCCUGCCAUAUGAGUCUCAGGUGUUCUCCCUGGAUGAUGCAACCUCCUUGUACUCCUUCUACAGCUCUAAGCCAAAUGAAAAUAAAGACAAAAUGAUGGAAAAUCUGGCAGAGCAGAUCGCGACCCUGUGUGAUACUCUCAAGGAGUACCCUGCAAUUCGUUACCGCAAGGGACCAGAGGAGAAUGCUAGGCUGGCUGAAGAAGUCUACCAGCGCCUCACUGCUCACAAAGCUGACAACCCAAGCAUGGGAGAGGGUGCAGACAAGGCGAGAUCCCAGCUACUGAUUGUCGAUCGUGGCUUUGACCCCAUCUCGCCUAUUCUACAUGAGCUGACCUUCCAGGCAAUGGCCUACGACUUGCUAGAUAUCAAACAGGAUAUCUAUUCUUACCAGACAACUGGCAUCGGGAAUUCAAAUGACAGAGAAGUGUUAUUGGACGAAGAUGACGAGCUUUGGGUUCAGCUCAGACACAUGCACAUUGCUGAUGUCACUAAGAAAGUGACGGAGCUUCUUCGCACCUUUUGUGAAAGCAAGAGAAUGUGCACUGACAACGCCAACAUAAAAGAUCUCUCUCAGAUGUUAAAAAAGAUGCCACAGUACCAGAAGGAGCUGAGCAUGUACUCUACUCACUUGCACCUAGCCGAAGCUUGUAUGAAGAAAUUCAAGGCCUCUCUUGAUAAGCUUUGUGAAGUGGAACAGGACCUGGCAAUGGGAUCAACUGCAGAAGGGGAACAGCUAAAGGACGCCAUGAAGAGCAUUGUCCCUGUUCUCCUGAACAAUGAGAUUGAGGCCUAUGACAAAAUCCGCAUCAUACUGCUGUACAUAUUCCACAAGAAAAAAGGCAUCGGGGAGGAGAACCUUGCCAAGCUCAUCCAGCACGCAAACAUACAGGCCGACAGCAACAUCAUCACCAACCUGCAGAAUCUGGGCUGUAACAUCAUAGCUGGGGGCCGCAAUGCUGGGAAAACACUGUCAGACAGGAAGGAGCGCACAGAGAGCACAUACCAGCUCUCCAGAUGGACGCCCAUCAUCAAGGACAUCAUGGAGAAUGCCAUAGAUGACAAACUGGACAGAAAGCAGUGGCCAUUCAUCUCUGAUCCUGCUCCCAUCAACACAACUCAGACUGCAGUCAGCAGCGCACGUUUUGGACACUGGCACAAAAAUAAAUCUCCAACAGAAUACCGCACUGGCCCUCGGCUUAUUAUAUUUGUGAUUGGUGGGGUGUCACAUUCAGAGAUGCGCUCUGCAUAUGAAGUCACUCGAGCCACCGAUGGGAAAUGGGAAGUGCUGAUUGGGUCCUCUCACGUCAUGACUCCAACCAGCUUCCUGAAUGACCUGAAGAGUCUCGACCAGGUUCCUAAUCCUGAUUGUUAGGUGGUUUUCUGUCACAGCAUCCCUGACGUCUGAAGUGAAAUCUUAGAUGUAGCCAUGGAAGGAAACAUUUGUGAUUCUUGAUUUUGUUUUAGUACGGUCCUUUUUAUUGUGUGUUGUGAAUUGGGUUCUGUAUACUGCUGUGAUUGAAAAAAUGUAUGAAAAUAUUUAAUUAAACAUUAAUAUUUAGAUUAUUUUACUAUUCUAUUUUGUUACUACAAUAUACACGUGUGUGUGAUUGUCCCUAAUUUUGUUAUUAAAAAAUGCAUUAUUCCCACAAAACUGGAUCAUCUCACGCCAAAAAUCAAGUCUAAUGUAGAUGUAUAUAAGUCAGUAGAAGUUGUAUCAUAUAUCCAGUGAUAUGAAGUGUGGAAUACCUUUUUUCUCCAGGUACCUUUUUCUUUAAUGUCUGGGAAAUUUUACCUUAGACAAAAUGUCUCAACUGCUGUCUUACGAAAUCUUGCACAUUUACCAAAUACGUUAAUAUAUUGCUGGGAGAAAGUGUGGUGGGUGUUUGUUUCUUUGCUGUUUUAAAUGAGAAAUAAAAGAAACAUGAUAUUCACUUUAAA
This is a messenger RNA of Epinephelus lanceolatus (giant grouper), 2382 nucleotides long. RefSeq names its product syntaxin binding protein 2 (gene stxbp2). NCBI's taxonomy places the organism in Eukaryota, Metazoa, Chordata, Actinopteri, Perciformes, Serranidae. The record is from RefSeq and is a predicted model, not a curated record. Gene Ontology annotation, biological process: vesicle-mediated transport.